AUGCCGCCCAAACGACGCAGCAUGGCGUCUCCUGAGCCACCGACAUCUCCUCUACGAGCACCAGUACCUCCUCCACCGUUGAGCGAGACACCAGAAGAAGUCCGAGUGAAUAACGCAAACGCCAACGAACUCAAAGUCGCGUGUGACGAUGCGCUGCGGCGGUAUAUAGCGCAUGCAGAUACGAGCUUCCGUACUUCACAUCGACAUACGGAUGUCAAGCUCGUGUUGGGAUGGGCGAGUGUUAUCGUGGCGGGGUUGACAGCGUUUUACGGCUACAAGGUGGAUUUUGAAAAGAGUAAGCCUGCUGUAUGGGCUGGAGUCAUUCUGUACAUUCUUCUAUCUGGAGCGCAGACGCUGUACACGUAUUUCAUCGAGGGAGAGACUAUAUUUAUCGGAAAGCGCAAGACGUACGCCAAACGCGUCGAGACGGAACGGAUACGUGUCGAAAGCAAGACGCUCCCGCCGCCUUCAAAGGCCACCGUUAGCGUUGCAUCGAUAACAAAUGCACCGUCUUAUCAGAUUUCCAUUUCCUAUUUGAGGACAACCAACACGGGCAAAACUGUCAUUCAUAUGGGAAAGGAGCGUGCAGAAUCAUUGUAUGCUGCCUUCUUUGACAGUGCUGGGAAGAUGGACGUGACCAAGUUUGAGAGUUGGGUUUCGUCGGCAAUGGCAAAAGUCAUGGGCAUCCGCUCAGACAAUUCGACCUAG
Messenger RNA from Serendipita indica DSM 11827, 708 nucleotides. The record is from the annotation of a GenBank genome assembly. NCBI's taxonomy places the organism in Eukaryota, Fungi, Basidiomycota, Agaricomycetes, Sebacinales, Serendipitaceae.